Molecule: messenger RNA, 1152 nt
Organism: Acanthaster planci (crown-of-thorns starfish)
Lineage: Eukaryota; Metazoa; Echinodermata; Asteroidea; Valvatida; Acanthasteridae
Product: small ribosomal subunit protein bS6m-like
Biological process (GO): translation
Cellular component (GO): ribosome; mitochondrial small ribosomal subunit
Molecular function (GO): small ribosomal subunit rRNA binding; structural constituent of ribosome
Source: RefSeq, a predicted model, not a curated record
GAGCGAGCCUAGAGUUCACCCGGCUGGCCCCGUACAUGUGCUAUACUAUGUGCUAGAAGUUCAAGUAGAACUUCAAGUGAUUUGACGCUUCGUUGUGUGAGAAUAAUCACAGUCAUAAAUUCAUCAUGCCUGGUUAUGAAAUGGCGCUGAUUAUGAGAGUUAUGAAAAGGUCAGAUUUAAUUGAGGCCGUGAAGCGAUCAGUGGGUGCUGUUAUUGAACAAGGAGGCAUUGUAAAGAAACUGGAGAACCUUGGAGAGAAAAGACUACCAUAUCAGAUGAACGUGCAUGCACAGAAGUUCACAAGAGGACAUUAUUUUGUGUUGGAAUUUGACUCUCCUCCAAAUACGCUAGCAUCUCUUCAGGAGUACCUUCAUCGGGAUGUUGACGUCAUCAAACCCACCAUCUUGAAUAGAGAGACGGAGACAAGGGAACCGCCCCCUUGUCCUGGACCUUACACAGGACGCUACAGCACCCCAGAGAAGAGUGUACGAAACCCUGGCAAAAUCAGGCGUGAUGUCAAGCUGGAUGACUUGUCAAAAUAGAAAGAGCUUCUUCGUAUUCUCAAAAUGUGGAGCUGUCUUCAGAACAAGCGUGCUAGACUCCGUGGCAGAUUCUAGCUAGAGUUGUGUAUGACUGCAGUGUCAGGCAAUGUGAAGAGUUCACAGGAACUCAGUUCAGUGAAGAUGAUGUCAUCGACAGGGUCAGGACCCGAUGGGAGGAAAACAUCCAUUUUCUUGGUGGACAAAAUUGUUGCACAGACUUCGCUCACCUUGGCACAAAAGGCUUACUUGGUGGAUUGAUACUUGACUCAAAAAUGACAUGCAAAUACUUACUGCUAAUGACAGCAUUGGCAUUUGUGCCGAGGUAAAAUUGAGCUACUUUUGUCAACAGGUCUUGUUCUACUUGAAAAAAAAUUCAUUUACAAUUUCGUUAUUUCAAAACAAGGAUAUUACACACUUUGUAUAUUAACCCUAACAUUCCUCAAUCCUUCACCUGCUGGAGGACUGAGGACUGUUAGGGUUAAUGGUUGAACAUGAGCACACACACAGCCAAGUGUGUGAAGGCCUUCAAUCAUGGACUCCCUAUUGUUCCUCUUUUGUUCAUACUUUAACUUUUUCGGAAGACCUCCCAUAUGUUUUGUACACAUUUUCC